Messenger RNA from Pocillopora verrucosa, 4702 nucleotides. Its product is annotated as carbamoyl-phosphate synthase [ammonia], mitochondrial. Gene Ontology annotation, molecular function: metal ion binding; ATP binding; carbamoyl-phosphate synthase (glutamine-hydrolyzing) activity. Gene Ontology annotation, cellular component: cytoplasm. The record is from RefSeq and is a predicted model, not a curated record. Gene Ontology annotation, biological process: 'de novo' pyrimidine nucleobase biosynthetic process; L-glutamine metabolic process. NCBI's taxonomy places the organism in Eukaryota, Metazoa, Cnidaria, Anthozoa, Scleractinia, Pocilloporidae.
AAAUCAAAACAUUAUUGUGAUCAUAUUGUGUUGAUAUUUGCGACAUGUGAUAGCUUUCUGUUAUGAUUACGUGUCCUCUUCUCAGAUUUACGUCUGAAUAAGAAGAAUAUUUAUUCAUCACUUCCUCAACUUUGCCCUUUUGGUUGGAAAUCGGCGCACGGGUUUCUUUAUGUAAUGAAAGAUGUCUAUGAUACUUCGAGCUUCGAGUUUACUGCGAAGAGGGAAAACUGCGUUUUCAGCCGCUAAGCUAUCGUCUGUUUCGACAAGAUCACGAAAGAGUUUGUCGGCAUCAUUGGUUCUAGAGGAUGGAACUCGCCUUAAAGGAUAUUCCUUUGGUCAUGGCAAAUCUACAUCUGGAGAAGUGGUCUUUAAUACCGGUCUGACUGGAUACCCUGAAGCACUCACAGAUCCAAGUUACAGAGGACAAAUACUGACCCUGACUUAUCCUAUAGUGGGAAAUUAUGGUGUGCCGAGCACAACAGAGAGAGAUAAAUAUGGAUUAUUAAAACAUGUGGAAUCAGAAAACAUACAGGUGUCUGGAUUGCUUGUUCAGGAUUAUUCUCAUAAUUACAGUCACUGGAAUGCAGUGAAGUCACUUUCAGAAUGGUUGCAAGAAGAAAAGAUUCCAGCCUUGUAUGGAGUAGAUACAAGAAUGUUGACCAAAAUCAUAAGAGACAAGGGGACCAUCCUUGGUAAAAUAGAAUUUGAAGAUCAGCCUGUAGAAUUUGUUGAUCCUAAUAAGAGGAAUUUGACAGCUGAAGUUUCUGUCCAGGAAAAACAAAUUUUUGGUGAAGGAAAUCCAUACAAAGUCAUAGUUGUUGACUGUGGUAUAAAACAGAACAUGAUCCGGCACUUAGUUAUGAGAGAUGCAGAAGUUCACUUGGUGCCUUGGAAUUAUGACUACUCUGAGGAUAUCUAUGAUGGUUUAUUUAUUUCCAAUGGGCCCGGUGACCCUGCCAUGGUAUGGGAUGCUGUUCUGAAUCUGCGCAAGGUGUUGAAGAAUGAGCGUAACCAGCCAAUAUUUGGUAUCUGUAUGGGGAAUCAACUUACCGGUCUGGCAGCUGGUGCACAGACUUACAAGCUGCCACUUGGAAACAGAGGACACAAUCAGCCAGUGAUAAACCAACUCAAUGGACAAGCAUUUAUAACCUCCCAGAAUCAUGGAUAUGCCAUUGAUGAGAAGACUCUUCCUUCAGAUUGGAAAUCACUGUUUAUUAAUGCCAAUGACAACACAAAUGAGGGCAUCAUGCACAAGGACAAACCUAUCUUCACUGCACAGUUUCAUCCGGAGGCAUUUGGUGGACCAACAGACACAGAGUUUCUGUUUGACACAUUCAUGAAUCUUGUGAAAGGUGGGAAAACAUCAGUGGACCAUGCAAUGGGGAGACCAUUUAAAGUUCCAACACCUCCUAAGGUGUCAAAAGUGUUAGUCUUAGGUUCUGGUGGUUUGUCCAUCGGUCAAGCUGGAGAGUUUGACUAUUCCGGAUCUCAAGCAAUAAAGGCGUUGAAGGAAGAAAAUAUGAAGACUGUUCUGAUGAAUCCUAACAUUGCCUCAGUUCAAACUAAUGCAGAAGGAGAGAAGCAGGCAGAUGUGGUGUACUUUGUGCCCAUAACUGAACAGUUUGUUGAAGAUGUCAUAAGGCGUGAAAGACCAGAUGGAAUUUUAUUGUCGAUGGGCGGUCAAACAGCCUUAAACUGCGGAGUUGAGCUGUAUGACAAGGGAGUAUUGAAGAGAUAUGGUGUUGAGGUGCUUGGAACACCGAUAGAGUCAGUCAAAGCCACAGAAGACAGACAAAUUUUUUCAGACAAACUCACAGAGAUUGGAGAGAAGAUAGCACCUAGCGUCGCUGUGGAAACGGAAGAGUCGGCUAUAAAGGCUGCCAAGAACAUUGGUUUUCCUGUCAUGGUUCGAGCUGCGUAUGCUCUUGGAGGACUGGGAUCCGGCUUGUGUGAAAAUGAAGAGAAACUGAGAGAAGUCGCAAGACAGGCACUCAAGCUAUCAAAUCAGAUUCUUAUUGAGAAAUCUUUGUUGGGUUGGAAAGAAAUUGAGUAUGAAGUCGUCAGGGAUGCUGCUGAUAAUUGCAUCACUGUAUGUAACAUGGAGAAUUUUGAUCCUUUAGGAGUUCACACAGGUGACUCUGUGGUUGUGGCACCAAGUCAAACUCUGUCAAAUGAGGAAUAUCACAUGCUGCGAGAAACAGCACUUAAGGUUGUACGCCAUCUUGGUAUUAUUGGUGAAUGUAACAUACAGUAUGCUCUGCACCCAAAGUCUCUGGAGUACUGUAUAAUUGAAGUCAAUGCCCGUUUGUCCAGAAGCUCUGCCCUCGCAUCAAAAGCUACCGGAUAUCCUCUGGCAUUCAUCGCAGCCAAGCUCGCACUUGGAAUACAACUUCCUGACAUCAAGAACUCUACAACAGAGCAAACAACGGCUUGUUUUGAGCCAAGCCUCGAUUACAUUGUCACCAAGAUUCCUAGAUGGGACUUGGACAGAUUUCAUAUGACUUCCAAACAGAUCGGCAGUUCGAUGAAAAGUGUUGGAGAGGUUAUGGCGAUCGGUCGAACAUUUGAGGAGAGCUUUCAGAAAGCUUUGCGUAUGGUGCAUCCCUCAGUGGAUGGCUUUGUGUCUAAGCUUCCCAGUAUGCAUCAGGAGUUGACAGACGGCAAACUUGAAGAUGAGCUAGUUGUUCCAUCAAACACAAGAGUAUACUCCAUCGCUAAGGCGCUUCACCAGAACUAUACAGUGGAUCAAAUACACGAACUGACAAGCAUUGAUCACUGGUUCUUGCACAAAUUGGAUCGUAUUGUGGAAAUAGAGAAAGAUCUAAAGAAUCAGCAACUGGGAUCUUUGCAGCGAGACGAUUUGUUGGAAGCCAAACAAGCUGGUUUUUCUGACAGACAGCUCGCAAGACUGAUCGGUGUGCCAGAAAACGAUAUGAGAAACGAAAGACUUAAACAAGGUGUGAGGCCUUGGGUUAAACAGAUCGACACAAUGGCGGCCGAGUAUCCUGCCAAGACGAACUAUCUGUACAUGACGUACAAUGGCAAUGAAAAUGACCUGUUGUUUAACGACAAAGGUGUCAUGGUGCUCGGGUGUGGCCCGUAUCAUAUCGGCAGCAGUGUCGAGUUUGACUGGUGUGCGGUGUCUUGCAUCAGGACUCUGAGAAACCUGGGAAUCAAAACGGUUGUAGUGAAUCACAACCCAGAGACUGUCAGCACAGAUUAUGAUGAAUGUGAUCGCCUUUACUUUGAGGAACUUUCCCUCGAAAGAGUCUUAGAUAUUUACCAGCAGGAGGUUUGUAAUGGUGCUGUGAUCUCAGUUGGUGGACAAAUCCCCAAUAACCUAGCGCUCCCCCUGUACAUGAAUGGUGUUAAUGUCCUUGGCACCUCUCCCCUGAUGAUAGACGCGGCUGAAGAAAGAUCUCGCUUCUCUGCAACUCUUGACGAGAUUGGAGUUGGCCAAGCGCCUUGGAGAGCCGUUUCUUCCGUGGAUGACGCGUUGAAUUUUGCUGCCACCGUUGGGUACCCAUGUCUUCUCAGACCUUCUUACGUCUUGAGUGGCUCAGCCAUGAACGUAGCUUACGGUCCAGUUGAACUGAAAAAGUUUUUACAAGAGGCUGCCAGGGUGUCACAGGACCAUCCUGUUGUGAUGACGAAAUUCAUCGAGGGCGCUCGGGAAAUCGAAAUGGAUGCUGUAGCUAAGAAUGGAAAGGUCGUCGCCCAUGCUAUUUCUGAGCACGUGGAGAAUGCUGGCGUCCAUUCAGGGGAUGCCACCCUCAUCUUGCCUCCACAGACAAUCAGUGAAGAAGACAUCGCCCAGGUAAAAGAAGCAACCAGGAAGAUUGCUGAAAAGUUCAACAUUUCGGGUCCGUUCAACACGCAGUUUUUAGCCAAAGAUAAUGAAAUCAUGGUGAUUGAGUGCAAUCUACGUGCUUCUCGUUCCUUUCCUUUCGUAUCCAAAACAGUCGGCACAGACUUUAUCACUGUGGCUACAAAGAUAAUGGUGAACCAUCCUCUUGAUGAGCACGCGUUACCUGAUCUGACCACGCCCUUGCAGCCAGUCGGAUAUGUUGGCAUCAAGGCACCAAUGUUUUCAUGGCCGAGGCUUCGUGAUGCUGAUCCGCUUUUGAGAUGCGAGAUGGCGUCAACUGGAGAGGUGGCUUGUUUUGGAUCCACUGCCAAUUCAGCGUUUCUCAAGGCUUUGAUGUCAACUGGCUUCCGUCUGCCUAAGAAAGGCAUUCUGAUUGGUAUUCAGCAAUCCUUGCAGCCAAAGUUUCUUCCAACAGCCAACAAGCUUCGCCAACUGGGAUUCACUCUAUACGCAACAGAAGCUACGGCGCAGUAUUUGAACGAACACAAUAUUCCGGCGCAACCCGUAGAAUGGCCUCUACACAGCGUUGGUGUAAACCCGACUGCUACAAGACUGAUUCAAGAUAAAGAUGUAGACCUGGUGGUGAAUUUGCCAAAUCAGAACACCAAGUACAUCAAAGAUAACUACCUCAUCCGUAGAUCGUCCAUCGACUGUGGAGUCCCACUUAUCACUAACUUGGAGGUCGUGAAGAUGUUUGCCGAAGCUCUUUCAGAAACCGGCCGCAAAAUCGAUGCCACAUCACUCUUCCACUACCAGAAGUCCUCCCAAAGAAAAGCAACGCCUUGAAACGGUUGUCAGGAAACUCAAAAAAUGCUCCCUUUCCCCCCCCCCCCC